Molecule: messenger RNA, 2309 nt
Organism: Cryptomeria japonica (Japanese cedar)
Lineage: Eukaryota; Viridiplantae; Streptophyta; Pinopsida; Cupressales; Cupressaceae
Product: wall-associated receptor kinase-like 8
Exons: 3
Coding region: 1-2154 (717 amino acids)
Biological process (GO): cell surface receptor signaling pathway; protein phosphorylation
Cellular component (GO): plasma membrane
Molecular function (GO): protein serine/threonine kinase activity; ATP binding; polysaccharide binding
Source: RefSeq, a predicted model, not a curated record
AUGGCGACCUCUACAAUUACAACUGUGCUUCAAUGGAUUUUACUCUACUCUUCUAUUCAUCUAUUAUCACUAAAACCAGGUAAUUGCCUUCGCUCUAAUCCUCAAAAAUGUGGAAACCUGACAAUUCCUUACCCAUUCCGAUACAACACAACAGAUUAUGGUUUGCCUGGUUUUGAAAUUACUUGCAAAGGAAAAUCCAGUUCUGACUCUGGAAUCCCCUAUCUGCCAAUCCCUUCGGGAGAAGUACAAGUCGUAAAUAUCUCCUAUGACCAUAUUCUGGUUGACGCCACUGCCUCGUAUGCUUUACCAUACAAGAUUAACGUUACAAGCACCAUAGCAUUUAAACUUUCUGACGAAGGGCCUUUCAGGAUUUCUGAGCUUAAUAACUUCUUUGCUGUUGGCUGUAUCACACAAGGCGAGUAUCGACUAUCUUUCGCCACUGCACCGAAUUAUUUCUUGGGGAGGUGCCGCUCUAGGUGUAAUCAGACACGCUCUGUCAAACCAUGGGUCUGCAAAGAGAAUAGUUGUUGCAAGGUACCGCUUCCUGGAGGUUACACCCAAAUCGAGGUCAAUGCAACGUACUACGCUUCCGAUGAAAUAGGAAAUUCUAGCUAUUCUGCCUCUGCUAUAGUUAGCCAAGAUAGUUUCGGUUCGAAUCCCGAAUCGAAGUUCCAACUCCAAGGUUCCCGUUAUUCUAUGCGGCUAGAUUGGGCCAUUCCAAAUAACACUUACUCCUCGUCCAAAGCCAAUAUUUCAUACCAGUGUGUUCCAAACGCAAUCACUCAAGACAAAGGGUGGGGGUAUUUAUGCAAGUGCAAUAGUAACGAUACGGGAGAUGGAUACGUCAACGGCACAGGAUGCAGAGCUCCAGAAACCAAAAAGUGCACAAGUUUCAGCUGCUUUCAAACUUUGUCAGUAAUCACAGGGGCAUGUGGGACACUAAUAGCUGUGCUACUCGGCGGUGGCAGUCUCUUCUGGAUUUUCAAGCUGAGGAAAUCCAAGCGCGACAAGGAAAAGAACUUCCAGAGAAACGGAGGGGAUCAUUUGAAUAAUCUAAUUUCAUCGCUAGGAGGAGUAGAAAGCGUGAAACUUUUUUCUUUGAAAGAGAUCGACAAAGCCACAAAUAAGUUCUCUCAAAAUUUGAUCCUGGGAUGUGGUGGCUAUGGCACCGUUUACAAAGGCAAUCUCACCAAUGGACGUGCUGUGGCCGUCAAGAAGUCCAAGGAAGUUGAUUCCAAGGAAAUCGACCAAUUUAUUAAUGAAAUUUCUAUUUUGAGCCAAAUUAAUCACAGAAAUGUGGUGAAGGUACUGGGCUGCUGCCUGGAAACUCCGGUUCCUCUGCUGGUCUAUGAAUACAUUUCUAAUGGAACAUUGUUCGAUCAUCUCCAUGGUGACAGGCAACACCAGCAGCAAAUUCCAUGGGAGAAGCGCUUGUGCAUAGCCAAGGAAACCGCAGAAGCUUUGUCAUACUUGCACUCUGCAGUGUCAAUACCGAUUGUCCACAGAGAUGUCAAAUCUUCCAACAUUCUUCUCGAUAAUGAUUAUAAUCCAAAAGUUGCGGACUUCGGAGUGUCUCGUCUGGUGCCGAUGGGGCAAACACACAUUACUACAGUUGUGCAGGGAACAAUGGGUUACUUGGAUCCUGAAUACUUUCAAACAGUUCAGCUUACAGAGAAAAGCGAUGUCUACAGCUUUGGAGUAGUUCUCGUGGAGCUUUUGACAGGGCUGCAACCUGUUUCGUAUGAAAGGAUGAAGAACCAUAGCAACCUCGCUAUAUUUUUCCUCUCCACUAUAAACGCGAUGGGUCUCAGAGAAAUCAUAGAUCCCCGUCUUGAUGUGGAUGAAGGUAAAAACAUGGAGUCGAUGAGAAGAGUGGCGGGGCUAGCGAAGGAAUGCCUAAGCGUUGAAGGGGAGAAGAGGCCUUCAAUGAAAGAGGUGGUUCAGGAACUGCUUUGGGCAACAGGCGGCGAAAGGCCGCAUGCGUGGCUAAAUAAUGAUGCAGCAGACAACCCGGAAGAAAUGGUGGGGCUGAUAGUUGGUGAGGAAGAAAGAAGCGAGGAAAUUAGGGCCGUUUAUUCAAUACCACAGCACUUCAGUUCCUCGUUUGGCAUUGAAGGGCUCGGGGUUGGGGUUGGGGUUCGAAGCGGCAGAUAACUCCUCUGGACGAUACUUUUAGUUCUUUCCGUGUGUGAUUUUUGGCACGUGUCGUGCUUACUACGUAGACUGUGUCCUUUUAAUGUAUAAAUAUGUAAUUUAAAUGUCUGAACGACCUUUUAGUCUAUACCCGUACUAUUUACAAACCAAUUUCU